Messenger RNA from Tripterygium wilfordii, 1351 nucleotides. Its product is annotated as ranBP2-type zinc finger protein At1g67325-like. The coding region runs from base 96 to 953 and encodes 285 amino acids. NCBI's taxonomy places the organism in Eukaryota, Viridiplantae, Streptophyta, Magnoliopsida, Celastrales, Celastraceae. The record is from RefSeq and is a predicted model, not a curated record. The transcript is spliced from 10 exons.
AGUGUUCCUCUCUCCUUUUUUCACUCGAUCGCGACUCUCGGCCGGAGCAAUCGCAAGAGACCCGACUCGAAAGCGAAUCGUCUAUCACCGUCGUCAUGUCUCAGGUGGAUAAUAGAAAUUCCUCAGCAGCCAAGCGUGCUAGAACCGACGGUAGUCGCAGGGAGGACGAUUGGACAUGCCCAAGCUGUGGCAAUGUUAAUUUUUCAUUUAGGACAACUUGCAACAUGCGUAAUUGCACUCAGUCUAGGCCAGCUGAUCAUAAUUCAAAACCUGCUCCCAAGCAUGUGCAAGCCCCACAGGGCUACUCAUCCUCGGCUCCCUAUGUAGGUUCUGGUGCACCUUCGUCGAUGUAUCUUGGUGUGCCACCAUAUGGAUCUUCUUUUUUCAAUGGAUCCCCAAUUCCUCCAUAUGAUGUACCAUAUUCUGGGGGUUCAGCUUAUCACUACAACUAUGGCAAUCGCCUUUCUGCUGGAAGUCCUUAUCGACCACUUCACAUAUCUGGACCAGCCCCAUAUUCUAGUGGAUCAAUGAUGGGCAAUGGUGGGAUGUAUGGUAUGCCUCCCCUGAUGGAUCGGUAUGGCCUGGGUAUUCCCAUGGGCCCCACAGCAAUGGGGCCAAGGCCAGGAUUUUUCCCCGAUGAUAAAUCUCAGAAAAGGGGUGCAGAUGCGACUCGUGAUAAUGAUUGGACCUGCCCGAAAUGUGGGAACAUCAAUUUUUCUUUCAGACCUGUUUGUAACAUGAGGAAGUGCAAUACACCCAAGCCUGGAUCUCAGGCUGCAAAAUCUGAUAAAAGUUCCAAACAAAAGAUGCCCGAUGGCAGCUGGAAGUGUGAUAAGUGUAACAACAUAAACUAUCCAUUCCGAACCAAGUGUAAUAGACAAAACUGUGGGGCUGACAAACCUGAUGAGUCGAAGAACUCUCCUUUACCUGAGCCAGAUGAGAAUGAUCAGUGAGUACUAGGACAUGUGUGAGGGUUGGGAAGGUCCAGAGUUGUCGUCCAGCAUUGCUCAAUAUGGGUGUCUGAAAGUCAGUCGUGUCGUCCUCAUGUUGCAGCAGUUGUUGAGUUACUCUACCUUCUCAUGAUUUGUGUCAAGUUGUUGUGUUAAAGGCGAUGGUAAUGUGGUCUUUAUGGAUCCUCCUAUGCAAUGUGUCAGCCAGCUUGGUCUGGCUAAGAUUUCACAGAUUGGUUGGUUUCUGUACUGUUGGAAUCAGCUCAUCUAUUAUAGCUGGUAUGUUACCAUAAAUUUAGAUAUGUUAUCUGUAUUAGAGACGAAACUACAGACUGCAAUAUCUGUUUUGGAUAUGUUUUAUUGUGGUUAAAGUAUCGUGAUUCCAGCCAAUGCUUCUGUUA